Colletotrichum truncatum is the source of this 660-nucleotide messenger RNA. The record is from RefSeq and is a predicted model, not a curated record. NCBI's taxonomy places the organism in Eukaryota, Fungi, Ascomycota, Sordariomycetes, Glomerellales, Glomerellaceae.
AUGGCUGUGCAAAAGAAGUACAAAAGAAAGCAGGUCACUGUAUCAUGCAGCGUACUAAAAGCUCGGCAAAGCUUGGAACCCAGCCAGCCCUGGAAACGCUCACGGCGCGGAAUCAUUAAGACUGGGACUGAAGGGGGGGAAUCGGCAUGGCUGUGUACCAUCCAUACGCAUACGAUCUUGCAGAAUGAAGAAGAAAAGCGCCACCAUCGUCAAGAGCCCAUCGGGCCGUCGCAUCUUUUUCUGCCAAUCCUCGGUUACACCGACAUAAUAAGGAUGUGGCUUGACGUUUCUCCUCCUUCCUCCUUCCUCCGUGUGCUUCAGAUCUUUUUUCAAACAGAAAGGCCCACCUCAACAGCCGAUGAUCUAUUGUUUUUUUCCUGUCCUUCUGGAAGGCCGUUCAACGUUCGAUAUGGGGUAAAGUUUCUCGACCAGGUUCGAUGUCCGUGGAGGCCCAGCCAUGGCGAUCCCGCAUGCUGUAUCUGGAACUAUUUCAAGACUUUUGAAACGUCAACCACGGGUGCUUUCGUCGCGCGCAGUCACGGGAGACUUUCUUUCUGCUUAGAUUCCUUCUCAGCCACCAAUGGACCCCUAGCUUCAGAAGCUCCAAGGGGGGGAUGGGUAUCCGCAAGAGAAGAAGCAUUGGGCAGCUGUGGGCCCUGA